AUGACAAAUCUUGCUGCUAGAUUACAAACCCUGGGAAUGAAGGUAGAGGAGUCCUUUAUUGUUCAGUUUGUUCUGAACUCAUUGCCACCUCAGUAUGGUCCAUUCCAGAUGCAUUAUAAUUCUAUUAAGGAUAAAUGGAAUGUGAAUGAGCUGGCAAGUAUGGUAGUUCAGGAGGAAGUAAGACUGAAACAACAAGGGCAUUACUCUGCUAAUUUUGUGACCAAAGAAGCUGGAAAGAAAAAGCACCAUUAUAGUAAAAAGAAACGAAUUGGACCACCAAGAGGAAAGGAGCCUGGAAAUGUUAAUCAGGUUCAACAUAGUAGUACCAAAUGCUACUGGUGUGGGAAAAAUAGACACAUGAAAUCUGAGUGUCAGAAACGUAAGGCUUGGUUUGAAAAGAAGGGGAUACCUUACAAGCCAAACACCAAGCCCCAGUGAGCGAUUCAUUUUUAUGGGAAAUGAGAAUAAGGCUGAAGUUUUGGCCAUAGGGACUUUUCGUUUAGUUUUGAGUACUGGUCAUUUUUUAGACCUUCAUAACACAGUUUUUGUGCCUUCUGUGAGGCGUAAUUUAAUUUCCCUUUCUAGACUGGACUCUGAUGGUUAUUCCUUUUCAUUUCACAAUGGUAGUUUCAAUUUGUCCAGAGACUCUUUAUCUAUUGGUUCUGGGUUUCUUUCCGAUGGUCUUUAUCGACUUUGUCUCGAUAAUACAUUUAUUCAUAAUACCUAUACCCAUAACCAUGAAAUGUGUAUUGGAACUAAAAGAAACAUGAUGAAUGAACAUUCUUA
Messenger RNA from Carya illinoinensis, 786 nucleotides. RefSeq lists its product as uncharacterized. The transcript is spliced from 2 exons. The coding region runs from base 1 to 438 and encodes 145 amino acids. The record is from RefSeq and is a predicted model, not a curated record. NCBI's taxonomy places the organism in Eukaryota, Viridiplantae, Streptophyta, Magnoliopsida, Fagales, Juglandaceae. Gene Ontology annotation, molecular function: zinc ion binding; nucleic acid binding.